Messenger RNA from Saccostrea echinata, 1804 nucleotides. Its product is annotated as F-box only protein 47-like. Gene Ontology annotation, molecular function: protein binding. The transcript is spliced from 10 exons. The coding region runs from base 139 to 1503 and encodes 454 amino acids. Lineage: Eukaryota; Metazoa; Mollusca; Bivalvia; Ostreida; Ostreidae. The record is from RefSeq and is a predicted model, not a curated record.
UUUCACGGAUUUAUAUUUUUCAUUCUUGAUCAGACCACUAUUUAUUGCAGACGACACUUCCCGCGAAAUAUUGCUCUGCAGACGACGUUUUUUGAACGAGAAGCUGGAUGACCAAGAGCCGAUGUUUAAGCAUCACAAAUGAAACGACUGAGAUCGUCUGUUAUGGACAUAAAGGCAUUUCUGCAGUGCAAGAAACUCCGACGCUCCCAUAGACUGGAAGCAAAAGAGAUACCUGAUAUCAAGACAGAAGCUAUGAGUUCGGGUUCAUUAGGGCAUUUUGUUGUUCUUCCUUUAGAGCUGAAGUUUCUUAUUCUACGAUACCUCACAGUGGAAGAUUUAAGCAUUUUGACAAUUACAUCAAAAGCAAUGAGAAACCUGAUAGAAGGAUACAGGGUCCUUAUGCCACUAAUUCCAAAUGUACUCCUACAAAAGCUUCAUGUUUCCAAAAGUGCACAAGUUUCUCCACAAGAACAGCAGAAAAGUUACCUUGAAAUAUUUCACAGACUAGGUUUGCUUACCAAAAGGUCAACUUGCUUGUAUGCAACAAGAGACAGACUCAAGUUUGUAAAUGGGAUUUUGACAAAGAUGAUGUGCAAUAAUGCUGACUGUGAUAACUUGUCCCAAUGCUUGUCAUUGACAUGCUUUGGGAAAUUCCUCCACACUGUGAUAGCCGGAUGGGAUGAUUCAGAGUGUCAAAGAACCUAUGAUGCAAUCAUUCAUCACACAUGUCUUCUGAAAAAUGUCAAACUUGUUAUGAGCUCUAAACCAGGUACCCAUGCACAGAUUGAGUAUGAGGUGCGGAUGUUCCUUAGAAGAGUGAUAUUAGACCACUGUCAGUCAGUUGUUGACAGAGCAUUUUGGUUAGGAAGAAUUCUAAAACCUUGGCCUAUGGUUCAUCAAGCCAGAAUUUUAUUCAUGUUGUAUGGCCCAGAAUAUAAUGGAGAAAUCCAGUGGUUUGAGUUUUGUGAGAACACACCUGCCAAUCCUGAACAAUCUGCCAAACAUUUUGGAGAGUUGGCAAAUGCUAUACAGAUUCUCCACGGUUACCGUCAGGAAUGGUCAGAAGAUGACAUCAUCAGUGUCCUUGAUGAACUAACAAGUUCUCCAGAUGAAUGGCUAGCAGAGAAUGUGGCACACAUGCUGAUCCUUUGUGGUGAUGUUAUUACUUCCAAAAUGCUGAUGAGCAAAGCCAUCAAUGGAAGAACUAUAGAACUCUCCAGCAUUACUACAUCAUUUUGUGUGGUCUGUGUGAAGAACAGUUUCAGUUUAUCAUACGUGCUUGGUAUGAUACAAAACAUCAUUGGAGCCAUGGAUAAGCCAAAAGACAGACUUCAGUACUUCAACAGUUUGAUGGAUAUGUUUCGAGAACUUAUUUUGGAUAUACAUGAAUUUUCUGAUCAAGAGGAUGGCCAUGAAAAUGACAUGUACUUUAUGGUUACAGCCCUAUCUGAAUUCACCAAAAAAUUGGUCAUUUUGGCUUUCAAGAACAUGCUGACAACCUGAUGUGCCAAAGAUAGUCUAAUCACAAGGCAAAACUGGCUGUUUUUCAGAUUUAUCAAUGAUACAAAACAAAACAAAAUGGGCACUGGUUUUUUAUGGCAAUACAAAAUAUUAAAAGAUGGUGCAAUUAUUCAUACAACAUUAUAAAAAAAAAAAUAUUUGACCCAGUAAAACAGUAAUGGAAAGAAGUUACAAGUAAAACUGUUUUCGUGACUGUUAACUUAUUUGUUAAGUAUAUAAUGUAUUACAUUGUUACAUUUAAUACUUAUCUGUGAUCUAACCUAUGAUAUCACUCAUUAUGUUA